GGCGGUGUCGCGUGAUGUGGGCAGCACUGGCGUGUAUGAGGGAAAAUGCAUCGUCUCGGACAACUGUGUACCUCCAAGAUCGCUUUCAAUUCCUUCUUCUUCACGGUGCCGCGGGGAGAAAAUGCGAAAGUCCAAGAAAAAGAGUGGAAGAGGGGCGCAGCAUGGAAACGUGCAGCCUUUCAGCGACGAGGACGCGUCGGUUGAGACGCUCAGUCAUUGCAGCAGCUUCAGUGAUGGCACCAGUGGAGCAGAUGAAGGUGGUGAAGCCUGCGAGGAUGCAGCCCAGGAGGAUUUCCAGUACAAGCUUAAGGGGUUCAUAGACAGCACAGUGGACAAGAGUGCGAAGACCAGACAGGGUGCACUGGACGGGCUGAAGACCGCAAUGGCCACACGCAUUCUGUACGAGUUCAUCUCCGAGCGAAGGAUGACCAUCACUGAUAGCAUCGAACGUAGCCUGAAGAAAGGUAAAGGCGAGGAGCAGCGGGCGGCGGCGUCUUUAGCCUGCCUGCUGUGCAUCCAGCUGGGCUCGGGCAUCGAGAGCGAGGAGGUGUUCAAGACCCUCAAGCCGGUUUUCAAGAACAUCCUGGCCGACGGCGCCGCCAACAUGCAAGGCAGACAAGUGGUGGCGACAAGUUUGGGUCUUUGCACUUUGGUUGCAGAAGAUGACGUUUUGGACGUGCGUACCACCAUGGAGUGCUUCGAGAACCUCUUCACCCGCUCCUACGCCAGGGCGGACGGCACGUGCCCCUCCGUCGGCGCGCCGACGAGCCAGCUCCACACCAACGCCCUUCUGUCCUGGGCCCUGCUGCUCACCAUCUGCACCGGCAGCCAGCUCAAAGAAAUCUUGCACCAUCACAUGCCCAAGCUUCCGAGGUUGCUGGAAAGCGAUGACGUCAACAUGAGAAUCGCAGCAGGCGAGACCAUCGCGCUGCUUUUCGAGCUGGCCAGAGACAUGGACCCUGAGUUUGAGAUCGACGGCUGGGACGAGCUGUGCGACAAACUGAACGCGCUGGCCACCGACUGCAACAAGCACCGGGCCAAGACGGACAAAAAGAAGCAGCGUUCCGUGUUCAGGGACGUGCUCAAGGCUGUUGAGGAGGGCGACUUCCAGUCGGAGAGCAUUCGCUUCGGGACGGAACGCAUGACCAUCGACAGCUGGCUCAGGAAGAGGACGUACGACGCCUUCAGGGAGUUUGUGGGCUCGGGAAUGAACUACCACUUGCAGGCUAAUGAAUUCAUCCGAGACGUGUUCCAACUCGGACCUCCGGUGCUGGUCGACUCGGCCACGAUAAAGGCCAUGAAGAUCUCCCGCUUUGAGAGGCACCUUCACAACUCUGCCGCUUUCAAAGCCCGGACCAAGGCCAGAAGCAAGUUCAGGGACAAGAGAUCAGAUGUGGGCGACUUCUGAGAUUUGAGACCUAUUUUCAAAAUUUCCCAGUUUCGGAUAAUUUUAAUUUUUUGUGCUCAUAAAAAUGCUAAUACACGUUGUGUAGCUUCGUUUUCACUACACUAUAUAUUUGUAAUUUAAGCCUGUUCGCACUAAUCUCGAUAUUGUACAUAGUGCAUUUGUUGUUUUGUGGCGUAUUCCAUGUUGACCCAAGUUAUUUUAUGUUCAGAUUGUAAGUCGCAAUGACUAGUUGUAUUUUUUUUGGGGGGGGGGGGGGCUCCAUUUUAACUCAUCCAUGUUACAUUGCACUACCCCUGUGAAUCCUGAAACUUGUAAUUGCUGUUUAAUGUGUUGUAUUGGGUGUAUCGAGAAAAAAAUGUGGGAUAAUAAAGUGCUAACAAAAGGA
Messenger RNA from Syngnathoides biaculeatus (alligator pipefish), 1793 nucleotides. It is a transcript of the gene ifrd1, whose product is annotated as interferon-related developmental regulator 1. The transcript has 13 exons. Lineage: Eukaryota; Metazoa; Chordata; Actinopteri; Syngnathiformes; Syngnathidae. The record is from RefSeq and is a predicted model, not a curated record. Bases 122 to 1408 code for a protein of 428 amino acids. Gene Ontology annotation, cellular component: nucleus.